UCUCAAGUUAAUCGCAACCCGAAUACAAAUCAACCUGACCUAUAUCGCCAAACCCACCGGCUAAGUUUUGCGAACCUAUCCUCGGCACCAUCACAAUCACUUUGAACCCAACCCCAGACCCUUUUCCGAUAAACCCCAGUAUGCAGUAUCUGUCAUCCUUCCCCAAAUUACUCCACACUUCUUCACUCUUUCACAAACACUGCAAAAUCCCCUCAAAACCUCAAUAAUCUCCAUGAAAUCUUGACCUUUUCUCUCAAUUUUUUUUUUUUCUAAUUCUCCCGAUUUUUCCACUAAAAUUCUCCAUUUCCAUAUGUUUUCAACAUGCCCACCUUCUUCAAACUCCAUUGUUAUUCCUCUUCAUUCAAUCCCACAUCACACUCUCCCCCAUUUCACUCACCACCCCCAUAAACGAAAAUUUCGAACUUCUUCCACCAAAAUUGUAGCAAAAAAUCAAUACCCAUGUCGUUCAAUCCUCUUUUUUAGGAAGAAUUCAUCUGGGGUUUGCUUCUCCAGUAAUUUUGAAGCUUCCCAAGUGGUUAAUUCUAGUGUAAGUUCGAGUAAUUGUGAUAAAAUUGAGGUGAAAGAUGGUUUGUUUAGCUGUAUUUCAAAGUCAGUUGUGUUUACAUUGUUAUGGAUUGUGAUUGGGAUGUGCCCAAUUCGUGGGCAUCAACCUAAUGCUAUUGCUUUGCCUGUGAUUAGUAGUUUGUUGUGGGGGAAGAAGGGGAAGAUUGUGAAGGAAGAGCCUACAUUGGUUUCAUGGAAGGAGCACGAGUUUUCGGGUUAUACACAGAGGUUGUUAGAGAGUGUUUCAGGUGUGUUGAAGGUGAUGAAGGAGGUUAGGGAAGGGGAGAGUAGAAUAGAGGAUUUAGAGGUUGCUUUGAAGGGGGUUAAAUCAAAGAAAAAUGAGCUAAAAGGUGAGAUAAUGAGUGCACUUUACGCCGAUUUGAGAGUUCUUAAGAGUGAGAAGGAAGGGCUGGUUAAUAGGGCUGACAAGAUACUUAUUAAGGUGUUGAGGGCUAAAAGGGAGCAGGAUAAAUUAUUGAUUGAGUUGAAGGAUAGUCGCGGCGAUGAGGAGGUGAGAGAGAGGAUAGAUAAGUUGGUGGAGGAGUUGGAUAGGGGUGAGAAGAAGUACAAUGAGCUGCAGAAGAGGAUUGGGGAGAUUGAGGAUAAGAUAUCGCGAAGGGAAACAAUGGUGUUUAGUAUCGGUGUGAGGGAGCUUUCAUUUGUUGAGAAGGAAUGUGAGCUCUUGGUGAAGAAAUUUAUUCUCGACAUUAGGCGAAAUGCAAGUCCACGUGAAAUGCCUUCUGUAGCAUAUUCUAGGAAUGAUAUACAGAAAGGCUUAGAAGCUGCUCAAAGAGAACACUUAAAACAGAUGGUAUUGCCUGGCGUGGUGGAUUUUGAUGAUGCACUUGGGCCACUCUUUGAAGGGGAGCUAACAAACUUUGCUCUGCGUGUAAAGCAAGCCCUUGAAGAAUCCAAGAAUCUGCAAAAAGAACUAGAGGCUCGUGUUCGAAAAGAUAUGAGAAAACACGGGGAGGAAAAGCGUAUUCUAGUGAAUACUUCAGAGGAUGAGAUUGUGAAAGGUUUUCCAGAAGUUGAAUUGAAAUGGAUGUUUGGCAGUAAAGAGGUCACGGUCCCUAAGGCUGUAAGCAUCCACUUAUAUCAUGGAUGGAAGAGAUGGCGUGAAGAUGCAAAAGCAAAGUUAAAAAAAAGUGUAUUGGAGGAUGUUGAUCUUGGUAAACAAUAUGUGUCUAAGAGACAGGAGCGCAUUAUAUUGGAUCGCGAUAGAGUGGUAUCGAAGACAUUUUACAAUGAGGAGAAGAAUCGGUGGGAAAUGGAGUCCAUUGCAGUUCCAUGUGCUGUCUCCAAGAACCUUGUGCAGUAUGCUCGAAUAAGGCACGAUUGGGGUGCCAUGUACAUUGGACUAAAAGGGGAGGAAGACAAGGAAUAUUAUGUCGACUUAAAGGAAUAUGAACUUAUUUUCAAAGAUCUUGGAGGGUUUGAUGAAUUGUAUCUCAAAAUGCUUGCAUCUGGUGUCCCGACUGCUGUACACGUUAUGUGGAUUCCACUGUCAGAGUUGAAUAUCUAUCAGCAAGCUCUUUUGGUGGCAAGACUGUCUCAUCAAUUAUUUAAUGGCAUAUGGAACAACCAAUAUGUCUCUCGUGGGAGAGAGUUGUUGUUGGACGAAAUAAAAUAUAUCAAUGAUGACGUGCUGAUGGUGUUUGUGUUUCCGAUUGUGGAGUUCCUAAUACCUUAUCCGUUGAGGAUAAGGUUGGGAAUGGCUUGGCCUGAGGAAUACGAUGAGACUAUUGGAUCAACAUGGUAUUUGGAAUUGCAAUCUGAAGCAGAGUAUAGUUUCAAAUCAAGAAAAUCAAAUACGCUCCGUUAUUACUUUUUCUUUCUCAUCAGAAGUGCUAUAUAUGGAUUUGUGCUGUAUCAUACAUUCCAGUUUAUGAGGAAAAAGCUCCCUAGAAUACUUGGUUAUGGGCCUUACCGCCGAGAUCCAAAUUUUCGGAAGCUUGGGAGAUUGCAAAGGUACGUGAAAUAUAAGAGGCGGAGAAUAUUAAGAAAAAGGAGAGCUGGGGUUGAUCCAAUCAGAACAGUGUUUGAUAGUAUGAAGAGAGUAAAAAAUCCACCAAUACCACUGAGAGAUUUUGCAAGUGUGGAUUCUAUGAGGGAGGAGAUUAAUGAAGUUGUGGCUUUUUUACAAAAUCCAAGUGCAUUCCAGAAGCUGGGAGCUCGUGCACCUCGGGGUGUUCUUAUAGUUGGUGAGAGGGGGACUGGAAAAACCUCCCUGGCACUAGCUAUUGCUGCUGAAGCCAGGGUGCCUCUUGUUGAGGUGAAAGCACAGCAGUUGGAAGCUGGACUCUGGGUUGGGCAAAGUGCAUCCAAUGUCAGAGAAUUGUUCCAGACAGCAAGAGACUUGGCACCUGUGAUAAUAUUUGUGGAAGAUUUUGAUCUUUUUGCUGGUGUCCGUGGAAAGUUUAUCCAUACAAAAAAGCAGGAUCACGAGGCUUUUAUCAAUCAAAUGCUUGUAGAACUUGAUGGGUUUGAAAAACAAGAUGGUGUGGUUGUGAUGGCUACUACAAGAAAUUUAAAGCAAAUUGAUCAAGCUUUAUGUCGUCCUGGUCGAAUGGAUAGAAUAUUUAAUCUGCAGCGUCCAACUCAAACAGAAAGAGAGAAGAUAUUGCGUGUUGCAGCAAAAGGAACUAUGGAUCCUGAUGUUAUUGAUUUUGUAGAUUGGAAAAAGGUAGCUGAAAAAACAUCCCUUCUGCGCCCUAUUGAGUUGAAACUUGUCCCUGUGGCUCUGGAAGGUAGUGCUUUCAGGAGUAAAUUUCUUGACACUGAUGAGCUGAUGAGCUACUGUAGUUGGUUUGCAACUUUCAGUGCUUCUAUCCCUAACUGGUUAAGGAAAACAAAAGUCGCGAGAAAGAUAAGCAGUGUGGUUGUGAACCAUCUGGGACUGACAUUGACAAGAGAGGAUCUACAGAAUGUUGUUGAUCAAAUGGAACCAUAUGGUCAAAUUAGCAAUGGAAUUGAAUUAUAUACUCCUCCACUUGAUUGGACAAGAGAGACAAAGUUUCCACAUGCUGUAUGGGCUGCUGGUCGUGGUCUAAUUGCUCUUCUUUUGCCGAAUUUUGACGUUGUUGAUAAUUUAUGGCUUGAGCCCCUAGCCUGGGAGGGAAUUGGAUGUACCAAGAUCACUAAAGCAAAAAAUGAAGGUUCUAUGAACGAAAAUGUAGAAACUAUAUCAUAUCUGGAAAAAAGGCUGGUGUUUUGCUUUGGAUCACAUGUUGCAGCACAAUUACUACUUCCUUUUGGGGAAGAAAAUUUGCUGUCUGCUUCAGAAUUGAAGCAGGCACAGGAGAUAGCUACUAGGAUGGUGAUUCAGUAUGGAUGGGGGCCUGAUGACAGUCCUACAGUUUACUAUCAUGGAAAUGCGGCUACCGCUCUAAGCAUGGGAAACAAGCAUGAAUUUGAGAUGGCAGCUAAAGUUGAGAAGAUGUACUCUCUUGCAUAUGACAAAGCUAAAGAUAUGCUACUGAAAAAUCGACCAGUGCUGGAAAAAAUUGUUGAUGAAUUGCUUGAUUUUGAAAUCUUGACAGGAAAGGAUUUGGACAGAAUUCUUGAAAGUAAUGGUGGACUUCGAGAGAUUGAGCCUUUCUCCCUGUCAAGAGUUUAUGAGAGUGAGUCCUUGUCUAUUAGGUAUCUCGAUGAUGAUGGCAGUGCAUCAGAAACUGCUCUUCUAGGUGCAGCAACUUAGAGAUUGUCAAAGGUAUGCAGUUUACCACUUUAGGACACAGCUGAAUGCCUCUCUUUCAUCCAGGAGGAUGAUUUUGACUUUUUGAGUGGGAAAGAGAAAUUGCUGGAAGUCCGCUACACUCGCUUAUACAAUGUUUUUUGCACAUGAUUGGAGAUCAUUUGUACAUACAGAGCAUAAAAUGUAAGAAGCUGCCGGUUUUUCUUUUUUCUCACCCCACAAUUGUGUACAGAAAUUAGCCUGAGCUGUUUUGAACUCGAGAUUUUGUAAGCAGUUAAGCUCAUGCUUGUAAAAUUUUGGUCUUGAAAGUAAAAGGUAAAAUGCAAGGGAAAAUGAGUAUAAUCUAUUUUUUUGUUCUUAA
This is a messenger RNA of Chenopodium quinoa (quinoa), 4622 nucleotides long. RefSeq names its product probable inactive ATP-dependent zinc metalloprotease FTSHI 5, chloroplastic. The transcript has 19 exons. Gene Ontology annotation, molecular function: ATP binding; metalloendopeptidase activity; ATP-dependent peptidase activity. The record is from RefSeq and is a predicted model, not a curated record. Lineage: Eukaryota; Viridiplantae; Streptophyta; Magnoliopsida; Caryophyllales; Amaranthaceae. Bases 311 to 4264 code for a protein of 1317 amino acids. Gene Ontology annotation, cellular component: chloroplast thylakoid. Gene Ontology annotation, biological process: proteolysis.